CCGCGCGUGGCUAUACGCUUCUGCACGCAGUGUAAGUGGAUGUUGAGGGCUGCAUAUUACGCACAAGAACUCCUAUCGACCUUUUCCACCUCCCUCGGCGAGGUUGCGCUCCAGCCCUCCACGGGGGGCACCUUCGUGGCCACGAUCCAGACCAGGACGCUGUGGGACCGCAAGACGGACGGCGGGUUCCCCGAGACCAAGGAGCUCAAGCGCCGCGUCCGCGACGUCAUCGAGCCGGGACGAAACCUGGGCCACGUCGAUCGGGACCACGACAAGGAGAAGGGCAAGGUGACGGAUCAGCAGCAGCAGCAA
Messenger RNA from Truncatella angustata, 312 nucleotides. Its product is annotated as Rdx family-domain-containing protein. The transcript has 3 exons. The annotation marks the transcript as partial. Lineage: Eukaryota; Fungi; Ascomycota; Sordariomycetes; Amphisphaeriales; Sporocadaceae. The record is from RefSeq and is a predicted model, not a curated record.